This is a messenger RNA of Pteronotus mesoamericanus, 1068 nucleotides long. It is a transcript of the gene FAM53A, whose product is annotated as family with sequence similarity 53 member A. Gene Ontology annotation, cellular component: nucleus. Bases 1 to 1068 code for a protein of 355 amino acids. The record is from RefSeq and is a predicted model, not a curated record. NCBI's taxonomy places the organism in Eukaryota, Metazoa, Chordata, Mammalia, Chiroptera, Mormoopidae. Gene Ontology annotation, biological process: protein import into nucleus. The transcript has 4 exons.
AUGGUCACGCUCAUCACCGAGAAGCUGCAGAGCCAGAGCCUGGACGACCUCGCGCACCGGAGCUGUGAUGCGGGCCCGCAGCCUGCCGAGAACCGCAGCAGCAGCAGCGGCGGCCCUUUGUCCGCUUCCGAGACCGGAGAAGACAGGCGUCCCUGGAGGGCCCCGAGUGAAGGACUGCCCGUCAGAAGCCAGGCUCCCCCGGGCCCCACGCCGCUCUUCCCGCCGGACCCCCACGGUGCGAGCGCGGGCGUGGGCCUGGGGGCGGCCAGCGCAGAGGGCCUCGCGGAGAGCUCCGGGCCACCCUCGGCCCCGCCCAGCAAGCGACACUGCCGCUCCCUCUCCGAGCCCGAGGAGCUGGCCCGCUGCAGGUCCCCGUGGCGCCCCGGCGGCUCCAGAGUCUGGACCGCCGUCUCCAAGAGGCGGUGCCUCAGCGGCGGGAGCUCCUGCCUGCCGGGGGGCGCCUUCCCUGCGGCCGGCCCGGGCUCGCCCCCCGUGCCCCGGCCGGCCUCGGCCAGCAGCGGCUUCCUGGACAGUGGUGGGAGCAGCUCAGGCCCACCCUGGUGCCCCGCGGAGCCCUGCGCGCUGCCGCCCCGGCGCCGCCUGUCCCUGUCGCAGGAGCGCCUGGCAGGCGCGGACACCCCAUCGUCCCUGCCCGCGCCGGGCUGGCGGCUGGGCCUGCUGCGGAGCCGCUCCCAGCCCUGCGUGCUCGCCGGGAGGAAGGGCCGGCGGAAGCGCCCACGGGAGGAGGACCCUCGCUGGCUGCGCCCGUCCUUGGACUUCCUGAAGAUGACACGGACAUUAAAAAACUCAAAGAGCCUCGGCUCCCUCGAUUACGAAGGUGAGGAUGACGAUGACCCCAGAGCGAAGACGGCCGUGUCCUGCCCACGGGACCCGCACGACCUUGCCGGCCUCGCCGCCCCAGGCUCCAGCCCCUGGGUCCCUCGGGAGCCGGUGGCCAGCGAGGGCGGGGGCGGCGGGGACCUGAGUGACUGGGACAGCGCCGGGGAGGAGGGCGUCCUGCCGCUGGGCCCCGGCGCGCUGGACCUGGAGCAGAUCGAGAACAACUGA